AUGGCCCAGAACUACAUUGCACAGAAGCGUCUGCAUGCGUCGAGCAAGGAAGAGGCGGCGGCCCAUCGCCAAGCCUCCGACGACAGUGACGAGUCGGAGCCCGAGAACGAUGCCGAGCCUGCAACGCAGCCGCGUGGCAAGCAGCUGCGCUUUCCCGUCCCGGCCGCCAGCACCGAGGGCUCGGCCUCGGACGAAGACUCGGACGACUAUGCGUCUGUCAGCAGUAGCGACUCGAGCGACAGCGAGGACGAAGCGGCCUCGGCCCAAGUCCCGGAGAAAGAGCCACAGUACAUUAUUCUUGGCGCCCGCGCCCGCAAGCGCGUGCGGCCACCCAACGCGUACUACAGAAACAUGGCAGCCUACGUGCGCGGCUGUCUCCUCCUCGUACGGUCCAAGACCAAAACAGACCUCGACGACGCGGGACACGUAGCGUUCCGGGCCGCGCUGGCAGCCAACACCGUCGAGCGCGUCGUGAUCGCAGACGCACCACCCGAGGUCCCGAAGCCCGUCGAGGCGCCACACGUGGCCAAGCCCGUGGAUGAGAAGAAGGAGAAGAAGAAGACCGAGUCCGAGAAACGAAGUAGCGCCAAGAAGAAGGAGGCGCCGAGCUCGCCAGCCAAGCCGGCACCGACGACCGUGACGCCGCCGCCCAAAGAGAUCGCCAAGCUCCCGCCCAAGCCCGUGCCCGUGCCAAAGGCGGACUUUAGCGCGAAGCGGUCAGCCCCGGUCGCCGAAGCGCCACCGGCCAAGAAGGCCCGGACGGCCGGUCAAUUCCUGAUCGCGUCAUCCGCCGAUGUGGCCGACACGGCGCGCAUCCUCAAGGAGAUGGACGAGCUGCGAAAAGAGGGCGUGAGCCUCAAGCACUCGGGCGACCGCAAGACGGACAAGUCGGCCACGGGCGUCGAGUACCUCCGCGCCAGCAUCAAGUUCCUCCGCCAGGCGCUGCUCUUCUCGGACCUCAAGGCCAUCUCCAAGAUGACCAACGACCAAGUGAAAGCUGCCAAGUGGGGCAAAGACUCGACGUCGACGAUUGCGCAAACAGCCGCGCUCAUUGAGAGCACGAUCGGGCUCUUCAAACAGGCGGGCAACCGCCGGCUCAUGGCCGUGAGCUACAAGCUGGCGGCGAUCGUGUACUUGACGUCGUACCGCCUCCAGCACAACAUGCUCUACGGCCACUACUCGCAGCUGCACAUGGCCGGGCGGUCGCCCGACGGCCUCGGCGCGCCGGUGCUAAGUCCGGACCAGGAAGGCAUGCGGCGGCUCAUUCUGCGCGAGAUGGGCCAGGUCAUGCGCGGUUUUGACUUUUGGCGCUACUAUGAAAGCACGGGCAUGAGCGUGCUCCCGGACGUGACGGACCCCGUCACGGUCGACUUUAACGUGCUCUGGGACGCCCUCGAAGUCGAGCUGAGUGCGAGUCCGUAA
Molecule: messenger RNA, 1422 nt
Organism: Saprolegnia parasitica CBS 223.65
Lineage: Eukaryota; Oomycota; Saprolegniomycetes; Saprolegniales; Saprolegniaceae
Exons: 3
Coding region: 1-1422 (473 amino acids)
Source: RefSeq, a predicted model, not a curated record